CCGCCCGGCCUGCACUGCGGUGUUUCCCGCGCGGGCUACCCCAGUUCCCGGGCGUACGGCGCGGCCUUUUGUACAGCCGCCGGCGCCGCCGCUGUCAUGGGUUUCCUGAAACUGAUUGAGAUCGAGAACUUUAAGUCGUACAAGGGUCGGCAGAUUAUCGGACCGUUUCAGAGGUUCACCGCCAUCAUUGGACCCAAUGGCUCUGGUAAGUCAAAUCUCAUGGAUGCGAUCAGCUUUGUAUUGGGUGAGAAAACCAGCAACCUGCGAGUAAAGACCCUGAGGGACCUGAUCCAUGGAGCUCCUGUGGGCAAGCCAGCUGCCAAUCGGGCCUUUGUCAGCAUGGUCUACUCUGAGGAGGGUGCUGAGGACCGCACCUUUGCCCGUGUCAUUGUUGGGGGUUCUUCUGAGUACAAGAUCAACAACAAAGUGGUUCAGCUACAUGAGUACAGUGAGGAAUUAGAGAAGUUGGGCAUUCUCAUCAAAGCUCGUAACUUCCUCGUCUUCCAGGGUGCUGUGGAAUCUAUUGCCAUGAAGAAUCCCAAAGAGAGGACAGCUCUAUUUGAAGAGAUAAGUCGCUCUGGGGAGCUGGCCCAGGAGUAUGACAAGCGAAAGAAGGAAAUGGUGAAGGCUGAAGAGGACACACAGUUUAAUUACCAUCGCAAAAAAAACAUUGCAGCCGAACGCAAGGAAGCCAAACAGGAGAAAGAAGAGGCUGACCGCUACCAGCGCCUGAAGGAUGAGGUGGUGCGAGCUCAGGUGCAGCUGCAGCUCUUUAAGCUUUAUCACAAUGAAGUGGAGAUUGAGAAGCUCAAUAAGGAACUGGCCUCUAAGAACAAGGAGAUCGAGAAGGACAAGAAGCGUAUGGACAAGGUAGAGGAUGAGCUGAAGGAGAAGAAGAAGGAGCUGGGCAAAAUGAUGCGGGAGCAGCAGCAGAUUGAGAAGGAGAUCAAGGAGAAGGACUCAGAGCUGAACCAGAAGCGGCCUCAGUACAUCAAAGCCAAGGAGAAUACCUCCCACAAAAUCAAGAAGCUGGAAGCAGCCAAGAAGUCCCUACAGAAUGCUCAGAAGCAUUACAAGAAGCGUAAAGGUGACAUGGAUGAGCUGGAAAAGGAGAUGCUGUCAGUAGAGAAAGCCCGGCAGGAGUUUGAGGAACGGAUGGAAGAGGAGAGUCAGAGUCAGGGCAGAGACUUAACCUUGGAGGAGAAUCAGGUAAAGAAAUACCACCGGUUGAAAGAAGAAGCCAGCAAGAGAGCGGCUACGUUGGCCCAGGAGCUGGAGAAGUUCAAUCGAGAUCAGAAAGCCGACCAGGACCGGCUGGAUCUGGAAGAGCGGAAGAAAGUAGAGACAGAGGCCAAGAUCAAGCAAAAGCUGCGGGAGAUUGAAGAGAAUCAGAAACGGAUUGAGAAACUAGAGGAAUACAUUACCACUAGCAAGCAGUCCCUAGAGGAGCAGAAGAAGUUAGAGGGGGAGCUGACAGAGGAGGUGGAGAUGGCCAAACGGCGUAUUGAUGAGAUCAAUAAGGAGCUGAACCAGGUGAUGGAGCAGCUAGGUGAUGCCCGUAUUGACCGCCAGGAGAGCAGCCGCCAACAGCGAAAGGCAGAGAUUAUGGAAAGCAUCAAGCGCUUGUACCCUGGCUCUGUGUAUGGACGCCUCAUUGACCUCUGUCAGCCCACACAAAAGAAGUACCAGAUUGCCGUGACCAAGGUUUUGGGCAAGAACAUGGAUGCCAUUAUCGUGGACUCUGAGAAGACAGGCCGGGACUGUAUUCAGUAUAUCAAGGAACAGCGUGGGGAGCCUGAGACCUUCUUGCCUCUUGACUACUUGGAGGUGAAACCUACAGAUGAGAAGCUCCGGGAACUGAAGGGGGCCAAGCUGGUGAUUGACGUAAUUCGCUAUGAGCCACCCCACAUCAAAAAAGCCCUGCAAUAUGCUUGUGGCAACGCCCUUGUGUGUGACAAUGUGGAGGAUGCCCGCCGCAUUGCCUUUGGCGGCCACCAGCGUCACAAGACGGUGGCACUGGAUGGGACCCUGUUCCAGAAGUCAGGGGUGAUCUCUGGUGGAGCCAGUGACUUGAAAGCCAAGGCUCGGCGCUGGGAUGAGAAAGCGGUAGAUAAGUUGAAAGAGAAGAAGGAGCGGUUGACAGAGGAGCUGAAAGAGCAGAUGAAGGCAAAGCGGAAAGAGGCAGAGCUACGUCAGGUGCAGUCUCAGGCCCAUGGACUACAGAUGCGGCUCAAGUACUCGCAGAGUGACCUGGAACAGACUAAGACAAGACAUCUAGCCCUGAAUCUGCAGGAAAAGUCCAAGCUGGAGAGUGAGCUAGCCAACUUUGGGCCUCGCAUUAAUGAUAUCAAGAGGAUCAUCCAGAGCCGAGAGAGGGAAAUGAAAGACUUGAAGGAGAAGAUGAACCAGGUAGAGGAUGAGGUGUUUGAAGAGUUUUGUCGCGAGAUUGGUGUGCGCAACAUCCGAGAGUUUGAGGAAGAGAAGGUGAAGCGGCAGAACGAAAUUGCCAAGAAGCGUUUGGAGUUUGAGAAUCAGAAGACUCGCUUGGGCAUCCAGUUGGAUUUUGAAAAGAACCAACUGAAAGAGGACCAGGAUAAAGUGCACAUGUGGGAGCAGACAGUGAAAAAGGAUGAAAAUGAGAUAGAAAAGCUCAAGAAGGAGGAGCAAAGACACAUGAAGAUCAUAGAUGAGACCAUGGCCCAGCUACAAGACCUGAAGAAUCAGCACCUGGCCAAGAAGUCGGAGGUGAAUGAUAAGAAUCAUGAGAUGGAGGAGAUUCGUAAGAAACUGGGGGGCGCCAACAAGGAAAUGACCCACUUACAGAAGGAGGUAACAGCCAUUGAGACCAAGCUUGAACAGAAACGCAGUGACCGCCACAACCUGCUACAGGCCUGCAAGAUGCAGGACAUCAAGUUGCCACUGUCUAAAGGCACUAUGGACGACAUUAGUCAGGAAGAGGGUAGCUCCCAGGGGGAGGAUUCAGUGAGUGGUUCUCAGCGAACUUCCAGUAUCUAUGCACGAGAGGCCCUCAUCGAGAUUGACUACGGUGACCUGUGUGAGGAUCUGAAGGAUGCCCAGGCCGAGGAGGAGAUCAAACAGGAGAUGAAUACACUGCAGCAGAAGCUCAAUGAGCAGCAGAGUGUACUCCAGCGUAUUGCUGCCCCUAACAUGAAAGCCAUGGAAAAGCUGGAAAGUGUCCGAGACAAGUUCCAGGAGACCUCAGAUGCAAGUCUGGAAGCUCUGGAGAGAACCAUGUCCUCUCCUGGUUCUUCUCUGAAGAAGUGGAGGGGGAUGCUGGCCUGUGUGAUGGGCCCUGGGGCUUUCCCGCCCCACCCCUGCCCCCAUCAGUGUCAGCUCACUUACUGGUUCCCUCCCAGCUACAAGCCAGCCCCCUUCUUCGUCCUGGAUGAGAUCGAUGCUGCCUUGGAUAACACCAACAUUGGCAAGGUGGCAAAUUACAUCAAGGAGCAGUCGACUUGCAACUUCCAGGCCAUCGUCAUCUCUCUCAAGGAGGAGUUCUACACCAAGGCUGAGAGCCUCAUUGGAGUCUACCCCGAGCAAGGGGACUGUGUGAUCAGCAAAGUCCUGACCUUCGACCUCACCAAGUACCCAGAUGCCAACCCCAACCCCAAUGAGCAGUAGCAGUAGUUCUGCCCUCCUGCCCUGUCUGGAUCCCUAAGCUUCCCCUCUCCCAAUCUCUCGAUACUUGGCUCCCAACCUUCCCCUACCUCCUGUCCCUGUUUGGUAUAGUCAUGGGAUUUAGGCACUGCUGUCAAGCAUGAAGAGGAACAGAGGUGAUGUUAGGUCUGGAGCAAAAAUUCCUGAGCUACAGGGAGCAUCCUGGCCUUUGGAAGGAGGUGCUGAGCUGAACUGAGCCGAACAGGGCCAUCUGUCCAUUCUUUCUUCCCUCCCCCCGCCUUCCCCUCCCCAGGCCCCCCUCCUAUCACCCAUAACCAUAGGUCCCUUGGGCCUCUUGCAUCUUGCUUGUGUGUGGGUAUGUAUGUGUGUAUAUAUGUGUCUGCGUGUGUGCAUGUGGGUGUGUUAGCACAAUAAUAAAGAUAUCGGAGAUUCAUUUUAGAAGGAGCCUAGGCUGAACUUGAUUCUAAGAGAGCUUAGUAUGACAGCACCCCAGAGCUGGGCAAAGGUAUUCAGGACCUCAUAGGAAUCAGUCAUGUGAAACUGCCCUCAUUUCACUGAUUCGUGUGUUCAUUCAUUUGUGUGUUUAUCAGACAUAUAUCGAGCACUCUUUAUUUGUCAGGCUCUAUUCUAGAAAUACAGAGCUGAAUCAGACAUGAUCUCUACCCUCCUACUGAGGAGAUGCAGUAGGUUCAUGAUUUCCCAUGGUCAGCUGAAUUCUAUGUAUAUGUACUUUGAGAAGAGGAUGAUCACCUCCAGGCUUCCUGGAGAAGGUCACAUAUGAGCUGAACCUUGACAAAUUGGUAGGAUUUGCUUGGGCACUAGGAGCAGAGCCUGGGCUCUGGGGACAGACAGUUGUGGGUUCUCGUCCUUUUUUAAGUCACUAAUCUGAUGUUGAGCAAGUCAUUUGACCUUUCUGUGCCUCAGUUUCCUCAUCUGUAAAAUGGGGCUAACAAUAUUACCUACCUCAUAGGAUUUAAUGAUGUCAAGCUCCUCACUGGGGGCCUUAUCCCUGCUUGGAGCCCACUAGGUGCCGACCCCUCAGAAUACAAGCCUUCUCAUACCUAGACCCCUGUGGGCUCUGAUCCCAAUUGUUAGGGACAGAAAGAGCCUCCAAAUCUGGAAGAUACUGGAUGCCUAGCUUUUUGAGAAAGUUCCAGGGCACCAGUGGGGUUUAUCUGGUAAGUGAAGGGCCUAAGGAAGCCUAUAGCUUCAAUCGUGUGGUAACCAGGUGCCUGGGCCCCAACCUGGGUUGUGAGGAAGUCGGGGAGAGGUAGCCUGGGCCACAUCCCGGCCGAAUGUGUGUGAAGUUCCUUUUGGGAACUAACUGUGUCAGCUGUAGGGACCGUGCAGAGGCAGCAGAGCCUGCUGCCAUGAGGUCAGCCUUUGCUCGUUCAUGUACACUGUCAGACCAUCACCUUGUUCUGAUUGUAUACUGCAUUUUUGUUUUUUAAAAGUUAAGUCAGUUCUGAUUACUCAAGUAAUGCAUGAAUCCAUUCUCUUAAGACAUUAGAUUUAUAAAUAAAGGUAGCUUCAUUUGACUACCAUUCCCCAUCCCCCUCUAAACUGCUAUCUUGUGUGUUGUACAUCCAUCUAGACUGUUUUUAAGACUUUUACGUAUAUAAUUCAUUGAAAAUACUGUUGUGUAUUUAAUACAAAUGGCAUAUUGAGUCGUUCUACAAUUUGCUUUCUUCAAUUUAACGAUGUUUUUGAGAUCUAUGCAUGUUUUUACAAAAUGUAGAUUCAAUUCAUCCUUUGUAAUGGCUAUAUAGACUGCCAUUAUAGGACUCUAUCACAUCUUCCCAUUUCUUUUGUGAUAGAUAGUUAAGACUGUUUUCUCUUUUUGCUAUUACGGAAUACUACACAGGAACAACACGUGUGUGUGUGUGUGUGCGUGUGUGUAUGAGUUUACCUAGGGUUGCUUCCUAGGUUGAACUGCAGAGUCAUAGGCUAUUUAUAUUUUUGUUUUAAAUAGAUACUUCCAAAUUGCCCUCCUGUACUAUUUACUCAAUAUUUUCCUGAGGUUGUCUUAGGUAUAAUGUUGUUACCUACUUCAGUUUCAUCCUAGGUAGUGAUAUCCGUGAAACCACGGGUUUGAUAUGCUAAUUAUGUAUUUUUCUAAUACAUAUUAAAAGGCAUAACUCAAAUUUGUCUGUGUUCAACCAAAGAAGUCACAUACCACCAGUGGUACGUGUGCUAUAGUUUGGGAAAUGCUGGCAUAUCUGAAAGAGCACAGUCUGGGAGUCACCCUGGUUCAAAUCCUAGCUGUAGAAACUUCAGCUCGUUACUUCACCUCCCUGAAUCUCAGUUUCCUUGCAUAGGAAAGGAGGUCAUAUGUGCCUACUUUGCAGCAGUGUAGGCAAGAUGAAGUGAAAUACAUUUGAAGCAAUUUGGCUGGCACUUAGAUUAUCACAGGCCUUUCAAGGUAGCAGUUACUAUUCUCCUCACUUUACAGUUGAGGAUACUGAGUCCCAGGAAGGUUAAUGACCAAGCUACCAGAUAACAGUAAGGGUUUGAACUCAGGCCCUCCGCUUCAGUCUUGUGCUUUCCCCGCUGCGAGGAUGGUUAUCAACCUUGGCUGUGCACCAGAAUCACUUGUGAAGCUUUUUCUUUUUCCUUUUUAAAAAUCAAAGCAAUAUAUACACUGAUUAGAAGGUGAAAUAGUACAGAAGGGCUUAUAAUAAAAAGCAGCUGUUCCCUGCUGCACCUCCAUGUCCAAAAGGAUGUGGAGCUCCUUGCUCUGGUCCCGCCUCUGAAAGUCUAAUUCAGUAGGUGUGGAUAAUAAUCUGGAUAAUAAUCCUUACCUCACAGGGUGGAAAGGAUUAGAUGACAUGCCUUGGGCUGAAGCCCUGGCCCACAGGAACACAAAUGUGACAAAGGACUUAGGUCCUGGGGAUCAGAGAGGUGAGAGGCCUUGUCCUAGAGCCCAGUGGUUCGUUGGUAGAGCCUAGACUUAACCAGGAGGAUCGCUGUGCUUGCCCAGUGCUUUGCCCACUGUGCCACACUGCCUCCUAUCAUCACAGGGCAACAUGUGCUGAGUGAAGGCUGUACUCAGAUGAGAGCCAACACCACAGUGUUGCCAAGAG
This is a messenger RNA of Panthera uncia (snow leopard), 6722 nucleotides long. RefSeq names its product structural maintenance of chromosomes 1A (gene SMC1A). The coding region runs from base 97 to 3642 and encodes 1181 amino acids. Gene Ontology annotation, molecular function: DNA binding; ATP binding; ATP hydrolysis activity. Gene Ontology annotation, biological process: sister chromatid cohesion. Gene Ontology annotation, cellular component: nucleus; cohesin complex; chromosome. The transcript is spliced from 24 exons. The record is from RefSeq and is a predicted model, not a curated record. NCBI's taxonomy places the organism in Eukaryota, Metazoa, Chordata, Mammalia, Carnivora, Felidae.